AUGCCCAAGUGCGCUUCGACACGACUCCAGCAGCACCAAGAGAAAGGGGGAAGAGAAAGUGGGCUGUUACUCCGCGAGGGCUUUUCUGGCGGUCGGGGCGUCUCUCCUGCCCGGGCCGCCAGCCUCCCAGAGGCGUGGCCGGUGUCGCCUUUGUGUCCGCCAGCAGCGGGCGGAGUGAGGGCUGGUGUCGCGCCUUCUCCCUUCCUUUCUGCCGCCUCCACUCACCCGCGCCCGCCCUCUGAGUGCGCCGCAGGCAAGAAGAGGCCCGAGCAACUGCGAAGGCGGUAAGGAAAACCAGUCCGCUGUCAGCGGCUCUUCUCCGAGAGCUUCCCCGGAGGCGAGACCCGGGGUGAGGAAGGGGCGCUGGCGGCGCGCAAUUACGCAAACAGCGGAAUGCAGCGCUUACUUCUCUCUUUCUGCACUUCCCUUCUCUGUCUGGCGCGCCCAGCUCUUGGGCUUCCUUUUCCUACAAGCAGAUGUAGCUGAGGGCCCCGAUUCCAUACUUCCUCGGCAACUCCCAGCAAAGUCCCCCACUUUUUUGCUGCCUGACCUGUGCGCUGGGAAAACUCGGGAAGCGCCUGGGGUUUUUUUGCCCACGCGCAAAAGCGCUCCAGGCAGGCACUUUUUACGCGUCGCCUUUGUGUAUAGGUGCGCGGUUGAGUUUUGGACAAGGAAGGGGAGGGGGUGGGUGCGUUGCUAGGUUUUUAUUUUAUCAGAUUGCAUGGGGGAGGGGUGGGAACAUUUGCUUGUAGACUCAAGAGCGUUUGGCACUAGGCGUUAUGUGCCAAAAAUGGAAAAUAGGGAAAAGUUCAAGGCCAGAGACAUCCUUACUUCUCAUACAAGUUGGAUGGCUCAGCUGUUUAGAGCCUGGUGCUGAUAAUGCCAAGGUUGCAGGUUCAAUGCCCAAAUUGGGCAGCUGCAUAUUCCUGCACUGCAGGGGGUUGGAUCCUCGGGGUCUUUCCUAAGUCUUAUGAUUCUAAGUCGGCAAUGAACUACACCUCCUCUUUACAGUAGAAGUUAAGACUUGAGGCAGGGGUGAGAAAGAAAAGCUGUCUAAAAGGCAUUGUGGCUAGAGACUAAUCCUCACACAUUACAGUAUUUGUUUUGCGUGUGAUCGAGGAUGCAAAUGUCUGUGGUAUCCUAAUGUGGGUCGCAAUUGCUUAUUACAUUCUUUUGCGCACUCACACUCGCAGGGUAGUGUAGAGCACUGGCUGGCAGCAGAAUGGGUACCUGUUAUAUUUCUGCCCACAAGUAAAUAGCAGCUUCAGGGGGUGGUUUUAAUUGAGAGGGGAGAGUUAACACUUCCCCCCAUUUCCCAAUCCCGAUUGGGGCCCCAUGCAGUUGCUGUCAGUCCUUAAAAAAAUAAUAAUGUGGGGGAUCUCAUUCACAGAUAUUCUACAUCACAUCUGAUUUGGCCUGAAAGAAAGAGCUGUGUAUUAGGAAGCUGUUUGCUCAAAUUCAUCACUAUUGUUAGAUUAUCAUUUUGGAAUCCAUCCCAGGAAGCCUCAAAACUCAAGUUUUGCUCAGAGCUCUUGUGUGGCAGUGGGAUAGAGUGCCAACCAACCAGAAAAACAGGCUAGCCCCUCACUGGUUUUAUGUUAUCCCUCUCUCAACAGUCAGCCACCAUUCCGUGGCACACUCAUGCUCAGCCCUCAUUGCUUUGGUUUGGAGUCCCCCUCUUAGGGUACUUUUUCCAUCAAAGUUUUUAGUAUGCCUAGAAACCUUGAAGGUUCCCGCAAACCUGCCUGAAACUUCCCUCUUGUGUGUGGCUAGCAGGAUUUUGACUACAUGAGGAUCCACACUUGGAUAAUUGAGUUUGCCAUUAGUACAGUGGUACCUCGGGUUACAUAUGCUUCAGGUUACAUACGCUUCAGGUUACAGACUCCGCUAACUUAGAAAUAUUACCUCGGGUUAAGAACUUUGCUUGAGGAUGAGAACAGAAAUCGUGCGGCAGCGGCAUGGCAGCAGUGGGAGGCCCCAUUAGCUAAAGUGGUGCUUCAGGUUAAGAACAGUUUCAGGUUAAGAACGGACCUCCAGAACGAAUUAAGUACUUAACCUGAGGUACCACUGUAUACAAUAAGCCCGCAACGUAUGUGGGAGUUACGUUCCAGGGAUAGUGCCUUAAGCCAAAAUUGUUUAUAGUCAAAACCUAUUGGGUUCAGUGGCUGGUGGGACUGCCAACAUCAUUUUUCACAGAACCUCACCACUUUAAAUUUUUUUUUUUAAAUUAUCAAGUGUGUAAAGUUGAAUGCACACAAGUUAAAUGUGCAUAUGUUGCAGGCUUAUUGUAAAUGAGGAUGUAGCUACAGUGGUACCUCGGGUUACAUACGCUUCAGGUUACAUACGCUUCAGGUUACACACUCCGCUAACCCAGAAAUAUUACCUCGGGUUAAGAACGUUGCUUCAGGAUAAGAACAGAAAUCGAGCUCUGGUGGCGCGGCGGCAGCAGGAGGCCCCAUUAGCUAAAGUGGUGCUUCAGGUUAAGAACAGUUUCAGGUUAAGUAUGGACCUCUGGAACGAAUUAAGUACUUAACCCGAGGUACCACUGUACUUUAUACCAUUACCAAUGCCUGGGCUGUCUACUCUGGCAGUGGCUUUCCAAGGUACCAUUCAGGUCUGAACCCUGCACCCGAUCCUUUAGCUGAGUAUUGAUCUGGGACCUUCUAUAUAAAAAGCAUGACCUCUGUCACAACAACCAUUUCCCCAGAGAGAUUUUGCAGAACUGCGCCUUGAUACUAUCAGUUCUGUGUUAUGCUGCUGUCACACAGUGGAAGAACUCAGAGUUUCCAAAAUAAGGUUAAGGUUGUUUGUUUAACAAAACACCUUAAAAUAAAACAGUAGUUUUCAAUGCAGUAGAAGUUGUCGCUUUGAACUUGCCUUGCCAUAUGCCAGACCCAAGGGUAGCCAUUGUGUUGGGUUAUUAACUCCCAUCAUCCCUGACAAUUGAUCGUGUUGCAGUUUACAGCAUCUGUAGGAAACCACACUGGCUCUCCAUGUCCUAUGCAAUAAACGUUUAUACAGUGGUACCUCGGGUUACAUACACUUCAGGUUACAGAUGCUUCAGGUUACAGACUGCUAACCCAGAAAUAUUACCUCGGGUUAAGAACUUUGCUUCAGGAUGAGAACAGAAAUCGUGCAGCGGCGGCACAGUGGCAGUGGGAGGCCCCAUUAGCUAAAGGGGUGCUUCAGGUUAAGAACAGACCUCAAGAACGAAUUAAGUUCUUAACCCGAGGUACCACUGUAGACGCUUCUGGCACAGGGACAUUCCACACAGGAAUUGCAAUUGAAGAAGAGCUACAGAAUAUUGCAAGCUUGAGUGCUGGAGCAAAAAAUCAGCCUCAAGGGCAAGAAGUGUGGGGAUACCGAGCCCCUAGUAUGAAACAGCUGCAGGAUUUUUAACAGACUUUUAGUGGGCACCUUAUAGAAGCCUUUAAAGAAAAGAAGUGAGCUUCGGUGUGACAUGCAAAUGCUCAGUCAAAAUAGGCAGGCUUUUGUAGUUUCUGUUCCUCCCUUCUGAAAUAUCAGAAUCCAAAGUCCAGGCUUUCUAGACCACUCCCUUUCUGACAGGUGUACCUAAAGCAGCCCAGUCCUGUGCAUAUCCUUCAAAGACAGAGAUAGGGAACCUGCGGCACUCCCAUUGUGAUUGGACAACAGCUCCCAUAAUACUUGGCUAUUGACUGUGUUAGUUGGGGCUGAUAGGAGUUAGAGUCCAACAGCAUAUGGAGGGCCACAGGUACCCCCCACAUAGGAACCAACUCCUAGAGGCUGUGGUCUCUUCACCUACCCCCAAAAAAAUAUUUGAGGAGGCUGCGACCCCCCCCCCAGGUUGAUGGGCACUGACAUUCAGAUGGUUUGUGCGCACACCAUUUCUUGUGAUCAAUUAUGUACCAAUAUUUUUUUCAAGUUAGUGCCUCUGCUCCCCACCACAGCUCGAAGAUAAGGCCUCUUCUGAAAGCCUGAAAGGCAAUGCAUAUAUUUUUAACCUGAUUUAUCAACCUCUACACGUUACACACAGUUUGAAAUUUAGGGACUCCCCAGACAUUCUUUCUAUUCUACACUCAUAGUGAUUUGUGUUUGUGAUGAUGUUGGAGUCAUUAUACAUGAUCCUGCUAUUUGAGCCUUCAAAAAUUUUGGAAUGGGCAUACUACCGUAUUUUUCGCUCCAUAGGGCGCACCUAGUUUUUAGGGGGAGAAAUAAAGGGGGGGGAUUUAUUUCCCCAGCCCCAAAGAGCAAAGAAGCCAAGACAGUGAGCGGGAUGGAUCCUGCUCGCUGUCUUGGCUUCGUUUUUAGCCACGGGGCUGGGGCGGAGGAAGCCCGAGCUUCCCCCGACCCCAGCCCCCAGAACAGGUCCAGGAAUGGCGGCAAGAUUGUGCGCAACCUCAUCGCCGCUCCUGGAGCUUGCGGUUAGCUGCCUGAAGCCCGGGGUGCGCAGCGCUGUGCUCCCCGGGCUUCAGGAUUCAGGCUGCUAUCCGCAAGCCUUCGGAGCCCGGCGGGAACUCCCGCCGCGCUCAGAAGGCUUGCAGGUAGCUGCCUGAAGCCUGGGGAGCGAGAGGGGUUGGAGUGCACUGACCUCUCUCGCUCUCCAGGCUUCAGCAAAAGCCUGCAUUCACUCAAUAGGACGCACACACAUUUCCCCUUCAUUUUUGGAGGGGAAAAAGUGUGUCCUAUAGAGCGAAAAAUACGGUACUUCAUUUCCAAUCAGUGCAUGCCCUACUGAAACCCUGGGGACUUCUCCUACGACUGACGUUCUGGUGUUCUGCUUGGGUUUUGUCCUGCUUUCACUGCGCUGCAGUGAAAGAGCACCCCAUCCAGACAAAAAUCAAGUGGUAACAUUGGGGAAGCAUUGCAGAACAACUAAUAAAGCAGAAUGGAUGUGUGGACAGUCCAGUAUGAGUCCACCAUUAAUACACCAGGACUGCAUCAAUAAAGACGCCCUUAUUUGACUGAUUUACUUCUGCCUUUGCCAAGUUAAUGAGGCGAGGGAAAUGCCGUAUCUCUUUGGAAGAGCACAUGCCUUGCAUUCAAAUGUCUGAAACCCUAGAGAGCUGCGGUCCAUCCGUGUAAUGAGCUAGAUGAACCAAUGGCAAAACUUUGCAUAAAGAAACUGUAAGGCUUCUUUUGGCAAGGUGUGCUUUUGUCGCCCUAUAUUUAGACAACUGUUUUAUAAGCAGACAGCUAUUGGAAGAUGUUGUUUUUUGGAACAUUAGCAAUCAAGACAGGCAUUUGCAUCCAUCAGUACAGAGGUAAAUGUAGGUAUUUCUUCUUCUUCUAUCAGGUACAAACUGACCUUCUGCACUGAUGCUAGGGGCAAAGUAAACUUACUGAGGGGAAACAUGGUUAUUUAAAGUAACCCCUCAAUUUUUUUAGGGUGCCUGUCUUAAAGCCAGAGGUCAUUUCUCAGGAAAUGGAAGGGCAAAGGGGCUAGAAUGAAAUGUUUGGACAUGGGUAGGCAAACUAAGGCCGGGGACUGGAUCUGGCCCAAUCACCUUCUAAAUCCGGCCCGUGGACGGUCCAGGAAUCAGCGUGUUUUUCAAUGAGUAGAAUGUGUCCUUUUAUUUAAGAUGCAUCUCUGGAUUAUUUGUGGGGCAUAGGAAUUGGUUCAUAUUUUUUUCCAAAAUAUAGUCCGGCCCCCCACAAGGUCUGAGGGACAGUGGACUGGCCCCCUGCUGAAAAAGUUUGCUGCCCCCUGUGUUUGGAGAUGAUUAUGAGCUUCAUUUCUGAUUUUGAGUUACCUGGAAGUGAUGGGAGGUAGGGCAAGCAACCAAACAAGCUUCUCACAGCCUUUUUUAAACAUUCCACACUAGCAACUGUCUCCAAUUUGACCUUUCAGCUGAAAUGCCUGAUGGUGGUCAUGGGGAGACCUAAAAUGUGAGAUCUGAGAAAAGCAGAGCUAAGGAAGUCCUUUCCCAAAAAGAGGCCGACACUAGGUUUGCUACCUUCAUUGCACAAUGGUUCAUAGAAUCAGAACUGUAGGAUUGGAGGGGAACCCAAAGGUCAUCUAAGUGCAACCCCCUGCAAAUCCAGGAAUCUCCACUAAAGCAUCCGUAACAGAUGGCCAUCCAACCACUGCUUUAAAACCUCCAAGAAAGAAGAGUCCACCACCUUCCAAGAGAGACGGUUGCCCUGUUGCAACCCGUUUCUCAACCUUGUGGUCAGUCUUUUGGCUGGUUGACUUAUUUCAGUUUUGUGACUUCUCAGUUGCAAGUAGAGGCUUCUUUUUUUCCACUUUUUGUUUACAAAAUGGCACGAACUGCCAACAGUAAAUUGAAAGAUUUCCUUUGCACCAUUUUUCUUUUCUUUUCUUUUUAAAAAGGGGACUGGGAAAAUCUGAACAGGGUCCCUGAUCUGUAAAUACUGCUUCUGUUUUCCUGACUGCCUGAUGUUUCAUUAGUUACGAAUGUGUCAUUAAUAUGGUGGGUCGGGGCACGGGGGUCUAGGGGGUCUUCUAGGAAGAAGUGAGGGUAUGCUGUUGUACUGUACUGUUGUACAGUAGGGGACUCUGAAAUGGUUGUAUUGUCGCAUUGAUAAUACAGUAAUACCUCAGCGAAUGUCCGCCCCGUCGACCGUCAUUUCGGCGAACGUCCGUGGCAAACCCAGAAGUACCAGAAUGGGUUACUUCCGGGUUUGCUGCUCACGCAUGCGCAGAAGCACUAAAUUGCUCCACACGUGUGCGCAGAGCAGCGCUUUGUCGAGCGUCCGGGGUUCCGGAACAGAUCCCGGACUCAAAACAAGGUACCACUGUAGUGCUGAGAAAUUAAUAAACCUUACAUUUUAGAAGAAUUACUUUGUCAAUAUAUAAAAACAAUGAAGGUUAAUAAUUCUUUUUUUCUGUUUUUAGGAUAGAAUGA
Molecule: messenger RNA, 6848 nt
Organism: Podarcis lilfordi (Lilford's wall lizard)
Lineage: Eukaryota; Metazoa; Chordata; Lepidosauria; Squamata; Lacertidae
Source: the annotation of a GenBank genome assembly